Molecule: messenger RNA, 1173 nt
Organism: Chondrus crispus (carragheen)
Lineage: Eukaryota; Rhodophyta; Florideophyceae; Gigartinales; Gigartinaceae
Exons: 2
Coding region: 1-813 (270 amino acids)
Molecular function (GO): protein binding
Source: RefSeq, a predicted model, not a curated record
AUGGACGCACGUACUGGAAAAGGUAUGGGUGCUUCGAGGAGGAAGGCACUCCCAGCUGGGAAGCCGCGUUUGCAGCGCGAGACCGUGAGAAAAGCCCGCCGGAAGAGGGACGCUCCUGCCGGUAAGCCGACCUCGCCAAGCGUUGAAGACGAUAUGGAGAUACUUAGCUCUGCCUCGGAGUCGGAAUACGACAUCAUCCGAAGGAACGUCCACGUGGUCGACGCGGCCGGCAUGUCAGCGAGCAAGAAGGUGCGGGCACUGCUGAUGCUAGAGGAACUGUGCCACAGCAUCGACAACGGGCGCGACCUGCAGGUGUCGGGAGGUAUCAAGCCGCUGCUGCGCGCGCUGCAGAGCCGGCACGACAAAGUGCGCGCGAGCGCGGCGUGGGCGCUGGCGACGUGCUGUCAGAACAACCCCCCGGUGCAGAACGCGUCGCUGGCGCUGGACGCCGUGCCCAUCCUGUCCAACCUGGCCGCACACGACGCCAGCUCCGGCGUGCGCUCCAGGGCCCUUUUCGCGCUCAAUGCUAUGCUGGAGCUGGAGAGCGCGCGCGCCGCGUUUGAGGAAUUGCCCUACGCUAUCGAUGCCGUCAGGAAUGCCCUCGUUGAUACCUCGGAUUUUAGAGCCACCAGACGCGCGCUCAACCUGACCGAGCUUCUCGUGCAGAAGAAUCUGGACUCGUGGAAGACGCAGUUGGAGGCGUGGGAUAUUCCUAUUCUGGUCGAACGGCUUAUGAGGUCGCACCCGGAUAUCGAUGUGAGGGAGUCAGCGGCAAGGACGAUUGCUGCGCUUGACGGAAGACCAGUUGCCUGAGUCGACGUGAUGCAUCGGGCGCCAUUUUCACCUUCACGUAGCUACCCAAAAUAUAAUCACUCAACGGGUUGAGCUGUACAAUACGUCGUCCUGGAUAUACCCACGGAAGGCAGUGGGAAACAUCUUCCUGGCCCCCACUGUCUUCCAGGUACAGUAGAAGACUGAAAUGACGACUACUGCCGUUGCGCGGCUGCUAUAGAACUGGGCGGAUUCAAUGCACGGACAUUGUGUGGACAGGAGAACCGGACAGACAACUUGCGAAGUUAAGCGCAGACUGUAGCACUACCGUAUGUACAAUAUGUAGACAAACGUAGAUUACAAGGAGGUAAACUACCACACUUCAGUCUGUGAACGAGCAAA